GCCUACACGAUGUGUUGCGUUGGUUGGCUGCUGAACGAGGAGGAUAUGGCUGAAACGAAGACGGAGAGGGAGGCCGAGUCGCCCAUGAAGAGCAGAGGCCUGUCGAGGUGCCCCAGGAUUAUGGUGGAGAAGAGCCUCAGGGCCGCGGAAGCAGUCGAGCAAGCUCGGGACGACGACAACGGAGUCGUCCGCGUCAAGAUCGUCGUCACCAAGAGGCAGCUGAGGCAGAUGGUGGCGUCGAUGGGCCAAGGCCCGUGCAACGCCGCCGGUCCCCAGGCCGCAACGGCGGUGGCGGCGGCGUCGAACCUGGAGCUGCUGCUGCACGUCCUCCGUCGACGGCAUAUGAAGCGAGCCGAGACGGGGAAGGGGAAGCGGCACGGCGGCGGGCGGUGGCGGCCGGCGCUCAAGAGCAUUCCUGAGGACAUCAUUCAAGACUAAUCGAAAGCCCUUCCUCGUCUUGUUCGUGCGCUUGAUCUAUACAUGUAUAGCUGUUUGAUUUCUGCCGCUUUCUUUAGCUUUACGGCCCAGCGGCGGCCAUUCUGACCAUUGCUGUUGCGCGUUUACUUCAUGUAAAAGAAGAUUACAAGCAAGUUUUGAAUAUUUUACUAAUACAUCAUAAAGAAAGAAAGAAAGAAAGAACAUAAAAGGAUCAUUGGAUCGGGAGGAACAUAAUGAGUGCGUACAUAAGACAGACAAGAAAUAUCGCGGAUGGAUGUCUGAUAGAGUUGACCGUCAACAGGAAGGGGACAGCGUGCAGACGGAGGUGAGAUGCGAGAAAUUCUUGGGCGGAUCCAUCACAUCGAUUAUCGGAUCCUUUCAAUCAAAAUAUAGAAAGUCAACCAUCUCUGAUCUUUUCUUUUGAAUUUUUCAAGGUUUUUGGACUUUAUUAAAUUCAGAGAAAUUUGUUUUUUUUAAUUAUUAUUUUUUAUUACUACUAAACGUAUUUUCUUGAAUAAUUUCUUCUGUAGGUAAACAUAUCGAAAUCAUCAUCAUCAUCAUACGUUAUAUACACAGAGAGAGAGAGAGAGAGAGAGAGAGAGAGAGAGAGCAAUGUUACUCCAUGUGUGUAUAUAACCUAUGGGAUAU
Musa acuminata AAA Group (dessert banana) is the source of this 1086-nucleotide messenger RNA. RefSeq lists its product as uncharacterized. The transcript has a single exon. NCBI's taxonomy places the organism in Eukaryota, Viridiplantae, Streptophyta, Magnoliopsida, Zingiberales, Musaceae. Bases 10 to 438 code for a protein of 142 amino acids. The record is from RefSeq and is a predicted model, not a curated record.